This is a messenger RNA of Paramacrobiotus metropolitanus, 1149 nucleotides long. RefSeq names its product dehydrodolichyl diphosphate synthase complex subunit nus1-like. The record is from RefSeq and is a predicted model, not a curated record. NCBI's taxonomy places the organism in Eukaryota, Metazoa, Tardigrada, Eutardigrada, Parachela, Macrobiotidae. Gene Ontology annotation, cellular component: dehydrodolichyl diphosphate synthase complex; endoplasmic reticulum membrane. The transcript is spliced from 5 exons. The coding region runs from base 69 to 938 and encodes 289 amino acids. Gene Ontology annotation, molecular function: ditrans,polycis-polyprenyl diphosphate synthase [(2E,6E)-farnesyl diphosphate specific] activity.
UUUUCAGUGAUCAUCUUUUUCAGAAUUAAUAAUUGGUUGUAUAUUUGUGGCCUGUGGACGUUUUGCUCAUGGUGGUGAUAUCGAUAUUGCUGACGCCUGGCCCAUCCUUUAACAGUGUUAUGUUGAAAUCCCUGUAUUAUCUCCAGCUGUCCAUGGGUAUUUUCAGUCCCCUGCGCUCCGCCGUACUGCUGCUGCUGUGGCAGCUGCUACAUCUCCUCAUCUCCGCGUACACCUUCACGGUGUCCAUCAUCUGGCGCUGGCGGCACGCCCGCCACACCAUCCACCCCGCUGACUACGCCGACACGGCGCGCCGCGACCGCCAGUGCCUGUCCAAGAUCCCCGUGCAUCUGGGCAUCGUCUUCGCCGCGACGCCGUCGCGCUUUCCCCUGGAGAACCUCCUGGAGCUCGUCACGUGGUCCGCCGCCUUUGGCGUGGCCUACGUCAGUGUGUAUGAUGCACAGGGGGUGUGGAUGAGUCGGGUGAGGGAAGUGCGAAGCAGACUGAUGCAGGAGGUUCCCGCGUCGCAGUUUCUCCUGCGGGAUGGGGUACGGAAGAACGGUGUUAAGAAGCCUGUCGCCGUGGACGAAAAGAUGAUUAAUUUUAACGGUGUCAAUGUGAUAUUUCUGUCGGAGUCGGAUGGGAAAUCGAAUAUUGCCAAAUGUGCCGAGGAUGUCUGUCGGGAUGUGCUAAAUGGAACGCUAUCCACCGAGGACAUUGAUCAGAAUGUACUUCAGUCGUACAUUUCAGAUAAGCAGCCUUUUCCGGAUCCGGAAUUAAUAUUGAAAAUCGGGCGGACCAACAGUCUUGCUGGAUACUUGCCUUGGCACGUGCGAUUAAGUGAAAUUAUAUAUUGUCCACGAUGGGACUCUGUGUCUUUCCAAGAAUUCCGCUGGGCCCUGUACCGGUACUCGCGGGUCGAGCAGCGGAUCGGGCGGUAAAACAAUGCACACUGGUGGUUUUCUCUGUUUGCGGUUGUUGCCGGUUUAAUUCCGUUUAAAAUUGAUUACUAGUUAAUUUAAUUGAUUUUAUUCCACGUUUGACUUGUCUUGACAGUUGACUGUGUUGCAGUCGCCAGUGAAGGGUGUUUUGUACAGCAGAAUGUUUAGCGUGUUGGACAAAUAAUACAUAUGUGGUAAAAUAAAAUGUUUG